Messenger RNA from Dendrobium catenatum, 513 nucleotides. RefSeq lists its product as uncharacterized. The transcript has a single exon. The coding region runs from base 1 to 513 and encodes 170 amino acids. The record is from RefSeq and is a predicted model, not a curated record. Lineage: Eukaryota; Viridiplantae; Streptophyta; Magnoliopsida; Asparagales; Orchidaceae.
AUGCAGUUACUUUCUCUAAAUGAUGGUUUUUUCCUUCUUCGAUUCUCCUGUCGUGAAGAUUUUGACAUGGUCUGGUCGAGAGGUGUUUGGUUCCUGCUGGGGAAACCAUUUCUGCUUCAGAAGUGGCACCUGAAGUUCAAACCUAAGAAGGAGAAAUUUUCAUCUGUCCCUAUAUGGGUGAAAAUCCACGACCUCCCCCUUGCAUGUUGGAAUUCAGAGGGCAUAUCUCGUAUAGCCAGCAAGAUCGGGGUUCCGGUAGCCGCGGACAAGCUUACAGAGCAAAAGAUUAGGCUCACCUAUGCCCAAAUCUCUGUUCUUGUUGAUAAUUUAGCCACUUAUCCGAAGGAGAUACAAGUUUCAUUAGAUGGUGAUGUGGUAAGUUUGAAAGUUCAAUAUGAAUGGCGUCCUUACCCCUGUGAACAUUGUAAGUCUUUAAUGCAUUUCUCAUCAUCUUGUCCGACAAAACCUAAAUCUUAUUCUAAUGAGCAAGUUAAUGAUACGGCUGAUUUAUGA